Molecule: messenger RNA, 1914 nt
Organism: Homarus americanus (American lobster)
Lineage: Eukaryota; Metazoa; Arthropoda; Malacostraca; Decapoda; Nephropidae
Product: mucin-2-like
Exons: 1
Coding region: 1-1914 (637 amino acids)
Source: RefSeq, a predicted model, not a curated record
AUGUCUGGCACCUCCUACGCCCAAAACUCCUACGUCUGGCACCUCCUACACUCAAAACUCCUACGUCUGGCACCUCCCUACACCCAAACUCCUACGUCUGGCACCUCCUACACCCAAAACUCCUACGUCUGGCACCUCCUACCCCCAAAACUCCUACGUCUGGCACCUCCUACACCCAAAACUCCUACGUCUGGCACCUCCACACCCAAACUCCUACGUCUGGCACCUCCUACACCAAAACUCACCUCCUACACCCAAACUCCUACGUCUGGCACCUCCUACACCCAAACUCCUACGUCUGGCACCUCCUACACCCAACUCCUACGUCUGGCACCUCCCCCCAAACCCGCUGCACCCUACACCAAAACUCCUACGUCUGGCACCUCCACACCCAAACUCCUACGUCUGGCACCUCCUACACCCCAAACUCCUACGUCUGGCACCUCCUACACCCAAACUCCUACGUCUGGCACCUCCUACACCCAAACUCCUACGUCUGGCACCUCCUACACCCAAACUCCUACGUCUGGCACCUCCUACACCCAAACUCUACGUCUGGCACCUCCUACACCCAAACUCCUACGUCUGGCACCUCCUACACCCAAAACUCCUACGUCUGGCACCUCCUACACCCAAACUCUACGUCUGGCACCUCCUACACCCAAACUCCUCGUCUGCCUCCUACCCAAAACUCCUACGUCUGGCACCUCCUACCAAACUCCUACGUCUGGCACCUCCUACCCAACUCCUACGUCUGGCACCUCCUACACCCAAACUCCUACGUCUGACCUCCUACACCCAAACUCUACGUCUGGCACCUCUACACCCAAACUCCUCGUCUGGCACCUCCUACCCAAACUCCUACGUCUGGCACCUCUACACCCACUCCUACGUCUGGCACCUCCUACACCCAAACUCCUACGUCGGCACCUCCUACACCAAAACUCCUACGUCUGGCACCUCCACACCCAAACUCUACGUCUGGCACCUCCUACACCCAAACUCCUACGUCUGGCACCUCCUACGCCCAAAACUCCUACGUCUGGCACCUCCUACACUCAAAACUCCUACGUCUGGCACCUCCUACACCCAAACUCCUACGUCUGGCACCUCCUGCCAAAACUCCUACGUCUGGCACCUCCUACACCCCAAAACUCCUACGUCUGGCACCUCCUACGCCCAAACUCUACGUCUGCUUUCUACACCCAAAACUCCCUACGUCUGCUUCCUCCUACCCCAAACUCCUGCAUCCCAGCACCUCCCUACACCCAAACUCCUCGUCUAGCACCUCCUACACCCAAACUCCUACGUCUGGCACCUCCCUACACCCAAACUCCCUACGUCUGGCACCUCCUACACCCAAACUCCUACGUUUGGCACCUCCUACACUUAAAACUCUCGUCUACAGCACCUCUACGCCCGGCUCCUGCGUCUGGCACCUCCUGCACCCAAACUCCUGCGUCUGGCACCUCCUACACCCAAACUCCUACGUCUGGCUCCACACCCCGGCUCCUACGUCUGGCACCUCCACACACCCCCAAACUCCUACGUCUGGCUCCUGCCCAAACUCUACGUCUGCACCUCCUACACCCCAAACUCCUACGUCUGGCACCUCCUGCCCAAAACUCCUACGUCUGGCACCUCCUACACCCAAACUCCCCCUCCCUACACCCAAAACUCCAACGUCUGGCACCUCCUACACCCAAACUCCACCGUCUGGCACCUCCUACACCCAAACUCUCGUCUGGCACCUCCUACACCCAAGCUCCUACGUCUGGCACCUCCUGCACCCAAACUCCUACGUCUGGCACCUCCUACACCCACACGUCCUAUAGUAUUUCUGCCAUUCCUACUUUACCUUUUAGCCUUUUUCGUAAGCUAAACCCCGCCGCCAGCUAUAUAAUGUCAUGCUGA